Molecule: messenger RNA, 501 nt
Organism: Lycium barbarum (goji berry)
Lineage: Eukaryota; Viridiplantae; Streptophyta; Magnoliopsida; Solanales; Solanaceae
Product: exopolygalacturonase-like
Exons: 2
Coding region: 1-501 (166 amino acids)
Biological process (GO): carbohydrate metabolic process
Molecular function (GO): polygalacturonase activity
Source: RefSeq, a predicted model, not a curated record
AUGAUCGAUCCCUACCUCCAAGAUCUCUUGGUCAUGGAGCGAGAAAGCGCUUGCAUGGUGCCUACAGUGACUAUGUCGCAUGGACAGGGCCAUGCACAACUUUCAGCUAUGCAGCUUGUCAAGGGGCUCAAGAAAGAGGAGCCAACAUUCAUGGCAACCAUUACAAGUUUGGAGGAAGAUAAUGAUCCUUCUCUGUUCUACAAUACAACUUGGAUUUCUUUUCAACAUGUGAAUGACUUAGAGAUUGAAGAAGGCGGAAAUUUAGAUGGACAAGGGCCUUCCGCUUGGAACAAUCCUCAAUGUGCAACCCUUCCUUCUACAUUGAAAUCCGAUUUUAGUCAGAAUGCGACAGUGCACAACAUACAAUCAAUCAAUAACAAGAAGUACCAUUUCAACCUCUUCAAUUGCAAUAAUGUGACAUUUAAUCAUCUUAAUAUAACGGCACCAGGCGACAGCUUUAACACCGAUGACAUUCAUAUUGGUGUCUCCACCAACAUCUAA